AUGUCGAGGCUUGCGGCCGCCGCCCUCCGCGGCGCCCUCACCGCCUCUGGGGCGCGCUCGUGCUCGAUCUCAGUGGCAUUUCCCUCUGCAUCCUCUCGUCUCUUCUCAACCGACGCAUCCGGCGCCGUAGCGGGAUCACAGGACGACUCAUCGUCCGGCGAAGGCCAUACCUAUGGAAGGUUCUACACUAAUAUUUCUGGUGUCGGCCGUCUUGGCAAGAACAUGCUGAAGACUGACAUUAUCCAUUACCUUGACCAAUGUGAACUGUCACUGGAUGAUGUGAAGAUUGAUUACAACAAGGGGUUUUAUCCCAUGGGCGCAUUAUUGAAGUUUCCUUCGGUGGAAUCAUUUGAGAAAGCAGUCAGGCAAACAAUUCAGGGUCGCAUGUACAGGCUUGAGAGGGUGAGUCCUGAUGAGUGGGAACACAAGAUAUCUUUGAAUGGAAAAGCUGUACUGUUGCAAGGAGUCCCUCGAAACGCUCAAGUUGAUGACAUAGAACGUUUCUUGUGCGGCACUAACUAUGAAGCUCCUCCAUUUGAAAACUCUAUCAGAGCUGGGGUCCCCGAGCCUGUAAGAAUGGUGCUGGUAAAGUUCGGCUCGAGGACUGAUGCAACCAAUGCCUUCAUUGCUAAAAACAAGGGUUUCUGUCUGAACAAUCCUGUUACCAUGCGGGUUAUUCAGUAA
Messenger RNA from Triticum turgidum subsp. durum (durum wheat), 684 nucleotides. NCBI's taxonomy places the organism in Eukaryota, Viridiplantae, Streptophyta, Magnoliopsida, Poales, Poaceae. The record is from the annotation of a GenBank genome assembly.